Messenger RNA from Anarrhichthys ocellatus (wolf-eel), 710 nucleotides. It is a transcript of the gene npvf, whose product is annotated as neuropeptide VF precursor. Gene Ontology annotation, molecular function: signaling receptor binding. Gene Ontology annotation, biological process: negative regulation of gonadotropin secretion; neuropeptide signaling pathway. The record is from RefSeq and is a predicted model, not a curated record. NCBI's taxonomy places the organism in Eukaryota, Metazoa, Chordata, Actinopteri, Perciformes, Anarhichadidae. The transcript has 3 exons. The coding region runs from base 46 to 648 and encodes 200 amino acids.
UGUGUCCUGGUGCUGUCCUGAGAGAACACGUCUCCUGCCGUUAACAUGUUGACCGCUGUGUUUCUGUUAGCGCUCCUGAUGCUGGGGGGUCUUGGAGGGGCAGCGGCGUCUCACUUGCAGGUCUAUGGGAAAUCAAUCAACAGUGAUAAGACUUUGAUGAGCAGCAAUGAUGGAGGACACACUGUGAAGAAACAGCCACACCAACAGAGUGAAAUCCGCAGGAGUUUGGAUCUCGAGAGCUAUAACGUACUCGUGACUCCCAGAACCAACAAAAUCAGCCUCCCGAGCAUCAUCAAGCUGUACCCGCCCACCGCCAAGCCUCUCCACCUGCACGGCAACAUGCCCAUGCGCUUUGGACGGGAGAGUGUUCCUGGUGACGACAAGUCCCCAAAUUCGCCCCCCAACAUGCCCCAGAGGUUUGGCCGGUCCUGGGGGGCGAUUCAAUUGUUUACUGAGGGCCCUAAUGUCCGAGAAGCACAAAACCCAGUGCUGCCGCAGAGAUUUGGGAGAAGCAGUCCGUAUAGGAGGCUUCUUAGGACUCUGGUCAAUGAGAAGUUAUUAAACACUGGCUUGCAUUGGGCUAAAGAUUUUGACUUUACAACCAGCUCAGAAGAGGUGGAGGUACAAGAGAAGUCCUUUAGAGGAUGAAAGGGGAUUCGAAAGGCCAACACAGAGGUCUAGCAUGUAAAUAUCAGUGUUUUUACUGUGAA